AUGAAGCGCUACCUGGAGGGGCCCUGCAUUGAGCGGCUACAGACAUUGGUGGACUAUGGGAAUGGCUCCCUGCCGAGGAAAGAUAUCCCAGUGGUGAAUGUAACGCACCAGGCAAUGUCUGAUGGCCGAGACACCCUCUUCUGCAAGGUCUAUGGCUUCUACCCCAAGGAGAUCACCAUCACCUGGAGGAAAAAUGAAGAGAAGACCUUCCAUGGAGAUGUUGUCCCCAACUCAGAUGGGACCUUCCACACUUGGAUCAGCAUCCAGAUUAAUUCCACGGAGAAGAGUCACUACUGGUGCUCUGUGGAACAUACACCAACACUGAAAAAACCUCUUCUGAUUCCCUGGAAAUGGUCUGGCUCCGACUCACAUUCUAUGCGUUUUUUGUUCAUGGGGGUCUCAGAACCCAGACAGGGGCUGCCUGAGUUCAUGGCUAUGCAGUUUGUGGAUGACCAGCCCUUCAUAUAUUAUGACAGCAGUACCAAGAAGGCCCUGCCCCGAGCACAGUGGAUGGAGAAGCUGGAGAAGAAGAAUCCCCGGUACCGGGGCAUAUGGUCCUAUGCCAUACAUAACUGGGAGGAAAGGUUCAGAAUGAGCCUGGUGGAAAUACAGAAUUAUUGCAACCGGAAUGAGGGGUUUCACACCUGGCAGUUGACUGGGGGCUGUGAGUUGAGCAAAGAUGAGAAGAAAUGGGGAUAUGAAAGGUAUGGAUAUGAUGGGAAGGACUUCAUCAUGUUCGAUAAGGAGAACCUCAUCUGGAUGGCAGCCGAUGAAGUGGCCGAAAAUAUCAAAAAGAGGUGGGAUGCUGAUCUGAAAACAAAUCAGGACAAGAAGGCAUACUUGGAAGGGGCCUGCAUUACCUGGCUGCAGAAAUAUGUAGAAUAUGGGAGAGAGUCCCUGCUGAGGAAAGAGACCCCAGUGGUGAAAGUGGCACACAAGGCAGAUUCUGAUGACCGGGAAACCUUCAUCUGCCAGGCCUUUGGUUUCUACCCCAAAGAGAUUGAUAUCACCUGGAAGAAGGAUGGGGAGAUCUUUGAACAGACUUCCAGUGUGGAACCCGCCCCCAACUCGGAUGGAACCUACCACGCCUGGAUCAUUAUUGAGAUUGACCCAGAGCACAGAGACUGCUACCAGUGCCAUGUGGAACAUCCCAGCCUGCUGGAACCUCUGGACCUGAGUCUCUCAGAAGAGUCUGGUAGGAGCCUUCAGGGCUCCUCCACACAUUACUUGAGCCUUUUCUACACGUGGCUCUCUGAGCCCAACCAGGGGCUUCCUGAGUUCAUGGUUGGGCAGUUCGUGGAUGGCCAGCUCAUUACUUACUAUGACAGCAGCACCAAGAGAGUGUUAGCCCGAGCACAAUGGAUGGAGAAGAAUGAUACCCAAUUCUGGGACUUAGAAUCUAAGACUAUGAAGAGCUGGGAGGAAAAGUUCAGAGCGCUUUUUGUGAGGCUUCAGAAUGUCUCCAAUCAGAGUGAGGGGCUUCACAUCUGGCAGGGCACGCUUGGCUGUGGACUGCGUGAGGAUGGGAAGAAACGGGGAUACUGGCGAUCUGGUUAUGAUGGGCGGGACUUCAUCAGCUUUAACACAGAGACCAUCACCUGGACGGUAGCCGAUGCUGUGGCCGAAAAGAUGAAGGGGAAAUGGGGGUCUCUGCUGACAAUGAGCUCGAACAUGAAGCGCUACCUGGAGGGGCCCUGCAUUGAGCGGCUGCUGACAUUGGUGGCCUGUGGGAAUGGCUCCCUGCUGAGGAAAGAUCGCCCAGUGGUGAAGGUGACACGCAAAGCAACUGUUGGUGGCCAGGAAACCCUCUUCUGCCAGGCUUACGGCUUCUACCCCAAGGGGAUCAACAUCACCUGGAGGAAAGAUGGAGAGUUCUGGAAGCAGGGCAAGUUCUCUGUCAACCCCAACUCAGAUGGGACCUACCAAAGCCGGACGAACAUUCAGAUUGAUCCCAAGGACAGGGGGCGCUACCUGUGUUCUGUGGAACAUGCCAGUCUGCCAGAACCCCACUUGAUUCCCUUGGAAGGGCCAGAUGCCACCAUCUCAGUUCCUGCCACCACCCAUCAAGUGCAGCGUCGAGUCGGUGUCGAGUCGGUGUCGACUCCUGACCCAACAGUGGUGCACCCCUCCCUGAAGGAUGCGCCUCGCUGCCCUAUCAGCCAGUGCAUCUCACAUGCUUCCUUGUGCAAUGGCGUGUGGUACUGUUCCAGUGGAGGAGAUGAGCAGACCUUUGGCUCCUCCCCGCAUUCCUUGCGCUUUUUCUACAUGAUGGGGCUCAUUCCUGGGUCCGCUUAA
Hemicordylus capensis (graceful crag lizard) is the source of this 2295-nucleotide messenger RNA. RefSeq lists its product as uncharacterized. The coding region runs from base 1 to 2295 and encodes 764 amino acids. Gene Ontology annotation, molecular function: protein binding. Gene Ontology annotation, cellular component: external side of plasma membrane. The record is from RefSeq and is a predicted model, not a curated record. Gene Ontology annotation, biological process: immune response. The transcript is spliced from 10 exons. NCBI's taxonomy places the organism in Eukaryota, Metazoa, Chordata, Lepidosauria, Squamata, Cordylidae.